AUGUCCAAGGUCGAUGCUGAAGUCAUCAUUGUUGGGGCCGGUAUUGGUGGGCUCACACUCGCUGCGAUCUGCAAAAGACUGGGCAUCACCUACAAAGUCUUGGAAAGAACCGAGGUAUUGCAGCCCGUUGGUGCAGGGAUCUCUCUGGCGCCCAACGCUCUUCGGGUUCUUGAUCAAAUUGGUGUUUAUGAAGAGCUCCAGGAGACGGCCCAGAAGCUGCGAAAACUACAGAUCUGGCGCAAUGCUACUCAGUGGAAUAGCUUGAGCUUAGACUCGUUGGAGCCGACUUAUGGUUACCCCAUCCUGUCUGCUGAGAGACACAACUUCCACAGACUUCUUUAUAAGGCGGCUGGCGAGGAAGAGAACGUAGUUCUUGGCUCCAAGGUUGUCGAUAUUGUCGACACACCCGGCGAGCCAGUGCGCGUCAUUGUUGACGGUGAAAAAGAGUAUCGUGGAAACCUUGUUGUCGGAGCAGAUGGCAUCCGCUCAGCUGUCCGACGAGCCCUCUUGCGCAACACUACUCACGACGCACCGGCCAAUACCAUACAGUUCACUGGACGUGUACACUUUUCUGGAAUAACCAGUCCGCUUCCCAACUGUGGCCCUGAGGAGCUUGGCGUGGCCAACUGGAUGCUCUACGAUCAAACCAUUCUCACAACCUGGCCGUGCAAGGAUAAUAGGCAAUGGUACAUUGGGGUCAAGAAGGCGGACGGUGACGUCGAUAAGAACCGCUCCGUGUGGGGUUCUAUCACGCCUGAAGACAUCAAGAAGGUAUACCGACGGGCUUUCCAUCCAUUUGCGGAGGGAGGUCAGUUUGGAAGCAUCAUUGACAAAUCGGAGAGGCUUAUUGCCAGUAACGUCUUCCAGGAAGUGGAAUUUCCGUCCAUGCACAAUGGAAGAGUGGCACUUUUAGGUGACGCGGCUCAUAGUAUGACGAGCUUUUUUGGACAAGGCGGUUGUCAAGCCAUUGAAGAUGCCGCCGUGUUGGGCAACCUGAUGGCUGAGAAUCGCAAGACCCUCGCUGAGGAUUCUGAACUGAUUCUUUCUACCUACGCAAAGAUCAGAGAGCCUCGAACCAAAGACUUGUCAAAAUUUAGCGACAACUUCGCUCUGCUGCAUACAGCGAGAUUGCCGUACGGCACCGGUCCACUCGUUAGAUGGCUACUUUACACCAUCGUGCCCACAUGGUUCUGGAUAAAGUAUUUGGGUUGGCUGUACAAGUACCAGCCAAUUGUGACCGCUCUGGGUACACCGCCUGGCCCCGGAAAGAAGAAGGCAUAA
Messenger RNA from Metarhizium album ARSEF 1941, 1281 nucleotides. Its product is annotated as Monooxygenase, FAD-binding protein. The record is from RefSeq and is a predicted model, not a curated record. Gene Ontology annotation, molecular function: FAD binding; monooxygenase activity. The transcript is spliced from 5 exons. Bases 1 to 1281 code for a protein of 426 amino acids. Lineage: Eukaryota; Fungi; Ascomycota; Sordariomycetes; Hypocreales; Clavicipitaceae.